This is a messenger RNA of Prunus dulcis (almond), 393 nucleotides long. RefSeq lists its product as uncharacterized. The record is from RefSeq and is a predicted model, not a curated record. The coding region runs from base 1 to 393 and encodes 130 amino acids. NCBI's taxonomy places the organism in Eukaryota, Viridiplantae, Streptophyta, Magnoliopsida, Rosales, Rosaceae. The transcript has a single exon.
AUGGGCGCUUGUGCUUCCACUCCGACGAGGACAAGAAAUGGAAGCAGAGGAGGACCGGCAGGAUCAGAUAUGAUCAGACGGGCGCCAAGCAGCAUAGUGAUCCACGUGGACGGUCGGAUGCAGGAGUUGAAGCUACCAAAGCAAGCCAAGCACAUAACUUCGCAAAAUCCCAAUAAUUUCCUCUGCAACUCCGAGACCAUGUCUGUCGGGACGUGCGUGCCCAACGUGCCUGAAGAGGAGGAGCUCCAACCGGGCCAAAUUUACUUCCUGUUGCCACUCUGUGAAGCCCAGAAGCCGCUCUCUCUCCCGGACCUCUGCGCUCUGGCAAUCAAGGCCGCCUCCGCAUUAGGCAAAGAUGGUGCUCGCCUAACUCCCAAGCUCAAUAUUCAUUGA